Messenger RNA from Papaver somniferum (opium poppy), 3515 nucleotides. RefSeq names its product protein ENHANCED DISEASE RESISTANCE 4-like. Bases 1115 to 3328 code for a protein of 737 amino acids. Gene Ontology annotation, biological process: regulation of defense response to fungus. The transcript is spliced from 3 exons. The record is from RefSeq and is a predicted model, not a curated record. Lineage: Eukaryota; Viridiplantae; Streptophyta; Magnoliopsida; Ranunculales; Papaveraceae.
AUGGUUUUUUGCGAUUCAGAGUGAUACAUAUGAAGCGGCUGCUAGGAUAUAUAUAUAUAUAUAUAUGUCUGGCUCUUUAUAGCAACAGUGAGUGAACGGUCAUCCAUCCAUGAUUGACAUGCAUACAAACAAUGGAGUCUUAAAUGUGGAGUAUGAUUAGCUAGCUAGAGAGACAAGAGUUGGUUAGACUGCAAUAAAUGUUCCUUUUAGUUGGUACGUUCUUAUCUUGGAAUUAAGGAAGGCAAGGCUGUUUGAUUCAUUUUCGUAUUCAUGAUGACGACGGAGGAGGGACCAAAGUUAAACAGGAUGAGCUUGCUAGAAGAUUUAAAGGGUGCAUCAUGGAUAUGACACGGUGUUCUUGUUGUGCGGCAACUUCCAACCAACAACUCAUAAACUUUUGUUGCUAAAGCUUGGGUACUUGCUUGAAAAACAUGACCACCCAUUUAAUUCUAGGUGGGGUUUGGCCGGUGUCGUGUAUAUAUUGUGGACGGCGGUAGAGGAGGAGGUCGAUCAUCCCCACCACCAAACCCCGUGUCUAUCUAUAUAGUUAGUUAAACAAGCUUGAUUGGACCUGGAUCGAUGCAUAACUAAUUACUGCUAAUCAAAUUACACCAUGCUUAAGUUGAUUUAAUUAUGCUGGAAUGAAAAUAUGCUACUAUGUUUCAUGGACCAAACGAAACCAAAACAUUCUUAAUUAUUAUUAUUAUUAUUAUUAUUACUUCAAUCCAAUCCAAUUUAAUUAUUAUUCUUAGUUAAAUGGUUCGUUAGCGUGUUUUUCUUCUUGUAAUCAGGAAACGAAAGAACAAUUCAACGCGAACACGUCAGAAACAAGUCCAGUCCCAUUCAUCAUCUCUCUCCGCGCUGACUUCUUCGUCUUCCUCCUUCUAAAUAAAAUCUCUCUCCAUUCCCUGCAGAGGAGGGUUUAACUAUAACCACAGAGAAACCAAUAAUAAUAAUAAUACUCAAAAAAUUGGAUUCAUUAAAAAUUCAUACAAAGAAAAACAGAGAAAAGAGAGUGAGUAGUCGAUCGUCAUCAUCAUCAGUAGCCAUUUGUUCAAAUUUAUCAUUUGGAGCUGUGAUACCAAUUAACUAGAAUAGAAUAGACUAGACCACCAUGGCGACUCAUCCUCUUCCCCUACCUCCUGGUGGCAAAGUCAGAUUAGUCCGAUGUCCCAAAUGUCGUGGCCUUCUUCCCGAAUUACCCAAUGUUCCUUUGUACAAAUGCGGUGGAUGUGGUGCAACACUCCGAGCUAAAAUUCCAAAUGAACCACCAGCAGCUUCAAUUCCUGAUCACGCCAAUGAAUCGGAGAAUUCUUCUUCUCCUUCUCAAGCUACCAAAUUGACUCCUACAAUUGCGAAUCCAUGCCUCACAAGUCCAAUUAGCGAUCCCAAGAGGUGUUUUAAUGAGGAGGAAACCAAUAAGCAUAACACUUCCUCACCAAAUGCCGAACUUGAUUGUCGAGGUAGGAAACAAGUGUCUGAUGCUGAAGAAGUAGACAACGGUAAUGAUGGAUCCUCAAGUCCUGAUGUCUCACAAGGAUAUACAGCAAACUCUUCUACUCAUUGCCCAGCAGCUGACGGCGUUCUGUUAUCUCCGGAUAUCCUCUUUGGUGACUCCGAUCGCCCAAGUUCACAGACUGAUAGUGAACAAUCUCAGGAUAUCGUUUGCCGUGACUCUGACCAUUCCUGUUCAAGAGAUCAAAUGGAGACUGGUAAUACCCAAGUAAUUAUGGACGAGGAGGAGAUGCAGAUACCCAGCAGCAUGGAAUUAUCCAACAAUCACGACAACGAUAUGCCUGAGUUGGAGGAGGAAGAAAAACUAGGUGCUAAAACCUUCCACACCUACGAAGGCAGUGUCUCUUCUUAUGAGGGACGGGAUGAUCAACUCCACCACCACCAGCAUAUCCGAAAAUAUACUUACGAGUUUGAUGAUUCUAGUGGGGAACAAAUAACAACGGAUGAUGUCGGCAAGAUGAAUCCCAAAGUACCACUGCCACUUCGUUCGAGGAAGUUCCGGACCAUGUCAUUCAACGAUGAUCAAGCCAAAACUAGGAUGGAAAACAGCGUCGAGUCGAAUCAAGAACUGCCAGCUGAUAUUAUAAAUGGAAACAAUGAACACGAGAAGCUCCUCAAUUCAGAGAGCUUUCAUACAGCUCAAACCUCUACGCAAUCCCAACGGAUGUCAGACAAGGACUUCUACAGAAAGGUUCUUCCUGCUGCUUUCGAAAACGGUGGCAGUUACAGCAACAAGGAGUUUAUGUAUGAUUCAGAUUCGCAUCCAGUGGAGAAGGCUCCAUCGGUACACAACCAAGACGAACUGUUGAGGAAGGUGGACGAAUUGAGAGAUCGACUUAUUAAAUCAUAUGCUCUGAAAUUGGAGACUAGAAAUGACAAAUUUCUUAAAGGAGGAGGAACUCAUCAACAGGAACAUGAGAGGCCAAUGUACAGUAAUCAUGCACAACAGAGGCAGAAAGAUCCGAGUUGUUACCGCAGAAACGACCCCUGGCACUUUUCUGGAGCAUGCCCACCAAGCAAUUCUGUGCCGUUUCAAGGUCGGAACUCCUCUCAAAUCCCAAGAUGCAAUGUUGGUUACACGAGCUUGCAGUGCUGCCCUGAACAGUUCCAGUACCCCCUGCAGAGACCACCAGUAGCCAAAGGCUGUUACAGUGAGCAGCUAUGCCAGAUUCAUCCAGGCUACAUGUGCUACCAUCCUUGUGGUUCCGGUCCUGUCAACAACUCCAAUUUUGCACCCAGGAUCUGCAAUUCGCAACCACUUCCACACGGCCAGAGGCAUAUAGAUCACACUCUGGAGAAGCAGAAUCUGUACCUGCAUCGGGAUAGAAGAAAUCAUAUCAAGAGACAUUGUCUUCCCGUAGCUGGGGGCGCUCCAAUUAUAGUUUGCUAUAGCUGCAAGAUACUGCUCCAGCUACCUGCCGAUUUUAUCCUUUCGAGUGACAGGUGCACUAAAUUGCGUUGUAGUUCUUGCUCCGAGCUACUUAUUUUUCAGCUUCGGAGCGGAAGAAGUGUUCCAUUUCGGCCGAAUCCACCAACAGUUCCUCCACCCAGUGAAGUCGACAGUCGUAGUAAUUCAACCAGCAGGAGGAGUUGGGAUUUUUCCGUCUCUAAAGAGAAUAACCGCAACAGAGAUGAGAGUUCAGUACUGGAUGAAACUUCUCGUACAAACAGUCGACGUAUAUUGCUGGAGAAACGGCUACAUGGAAAAGAAGUGCAACGUACUUCAGGUUCGCCGCUGCAUAGUCUUAUGGGUUAUCCUUCCCCAAGAAGACUUUUGAUAAAAAGGUCGUCAGAUAUAGAUCAAGAAAGGUGAACAGAACCAGAAUGUUGUGUAUAGAGAUUAUAAUCAAUAGUUUCAUUUUGCAAUGUUGGUUGAAUAGUAAAUAAUUGAAAAAAAGGAAAAUGAAGCAAUACUAUUAUCCCCCGGCAAGUAAGAUUUUCUUUGUUACCAAUGUCUUCUCAAUCGCACUGACUUUAAUGAAAGCCUUUAUCUUCUGAGA